Chelonus insularis is the source of this 841-nucleotide messenger RNA. It is a transcript of the gene RpS3, whose product is annotated as ribosomal protein S3. Gene Ontology annotation, cellular component: cytosolic small ribosomal subunit; nucleus. Gene Ontology annotation, biological process: positive regulation of apoptotic signaling pathway; translation. Bases 76 to 801 code for a protein of 241 amino acids. NCBI's taxonomy places the organism in Eukaryota, Metazoa, Arthropoda, Insecta, Hymenoptera, Braconidae. The transcript has 3 exons. Gene Ontology annotation, molecular function: structural constituent of ribosome; RNA binding. The record is from RefSeq and is a predicted model, not a curated record.
GUGAUUUUUCCAAACUAAACAAUAUGUCGCGCACUCUGUAGACAUCUUCGUUCUUUUCUCGCUUUUUCAAUAAACAUGGCUGCACGGUCAAUCUCAAAAAAGCGAAAGUUCGUUGGAGACGGAGUCUUCAAAGCUGAAUUAAACGAGUUUUUAACUCGUGAACUCGCUGAAGAUGGAUACUCUGGUGUUGAGGUACGUGUUACACCCACCAGAACUGAAAUCAUUCUUAUGGCUACUCAUACACAAAGUGUCUUAGGAGAAAAAGGACGAAGAAUUCGAGAAUUGACCUCAGUCGUACAGAAAAGAUUCAACUUCAAAGACCAAACAGUUGAACUGUAUGCUGAAAAAAUAGCAACUCGUGGUCUUUGCGCUAUUGCUCAAGCUGAAUCACUCCGUUAUAAAUUAAUCGGAGGUCUAGCUGUCAGAAGAGCUUGUUAUGGUAUUCUCCGUUUCAUUAUGGAGUCAGGAGCAAAAGGAUGCGAAGUAGUAGUUAGUGGAAAACUAAGAGGUCAACGUGCUAAAAGCAUGAAAUUCGUUGAUGGACUUAUGAUUCACUCUGGAGAGCCAACAGCUGAUUAUGUUGAUACUGCUACUCGUCAUGUACUUCUGAGACAAGGAGUAUUGGGAAUUAAAGUUAAAAUUAUGCUCCCAUGGGAUCCUAAUGGUAAGAUUGGACCUAAGAAACCUCUACCCGAUACUGUCAAUGUUGUUGAGCCAAAAGAAGAAGUUGUCCAUCAACAACCCAGCUGUGAAAUUAAAACGGCUAAGGACAUACCUCAACCAGCGCCUAUUGCUAUGUAAUGAUUCGCGUCUUAUGAAUAAAAAUUUUAUUAAAAAAUAA